CUCGUCUUGGAAGCUCUCUCCGGGUCUAACAUCGCCGUCACCCUCGGCAUUCCCAAUUCCAUGCUCAGAGCCCUCAAUUCCUCCAUUAAAGCCGCCCACAGCUGGGUCCACGACAAUGUCACUCGUUAUGUCUCCUCUGCCCGCACUGGACUCCGAAUCGAGUAUGUUGCUGUAGGAGACGAACCGUUUCUCCAGAGAUAUGGCGAGCAGUUCCAUCCUUUUGUCAUUGGAGCAGCCACCAAUAUUCAAACCGCUUUGCGCAGAGCCAACUUGGAGAGCAAGGUGAAGGUAGUGGUUCCUUGCAGUUUUGAUGCCUUCCUGUCAGAGUCAGGUCUUCCUUCAAAAGGGCACUUCCGAGCUGACGUUAACAGAACCAUGAUUCAACUUCUCACAUUCCUAACAAAGCAUGGCUCACCAUUUUUUGUUACCAUCUCCCCCUUUUUAAGUUUCCACCAAAACAAAAACAUCUCUCUUGACUUUGCUCUAUUCAAAGAAACUGCAAAACCUCGCAAUGACAGCCGUAGAACAUACAAAAACAGCUUCGACCUAAGCUAUGAUACUCUUGUUGCUGCAUUGUCAACUAUAGGAUUCUCCAGAAUCAACAUUGUCGUGGCACAAAUCGGCUGGCCUACAGAUGGAGCUGCCAAUGCAACCUCAGCCAUUGCAGAAACCUUUAUAAAAGGCUUGAUGGAGCAUCUUCAUAGCAGAGUGGGGACGCCAUUGAGACCUAAAAUUCCACCAAUUGAGACGUACAUACUUAGCCUCUUAGACGAGGAUCAAAGAAGUGUAGCUGCUGGCAGUUUCGAGAGACACUGGGGCCUCUUCACUUUUGAUGGUCAAGCCAAGUAUCGAGUUGAUUUUGGCCAAGGCUCAAGAAACCUUGUAAAUGCACAAAAUGUUGAGUACUUCCCAUUAAGGUGGUGUGUACUGAACAACAACAAGGACUUGUCUAAUGCAACUACGAGUGCUCAGGAGGCGUGUUCUGCUGCUGAUUGCACUGCACUGUCUCCGGGCGGGUCAUGUUCCAACCUUAGUUGGCCUGGGAACGUAUCGUAUGCAUUUAAUAGCUACUACCAACAACACAAUCAAAGUGCAGAUAGCUGUGACUUUGGGGGUUUAGGUUUGAUCACGACCGUAGAUCCAUCUGUGGACAAAUGUAGGUUUCCAGUUGAACUUCGAAAUUCUUAUUCACAUUCCCUAAAGAAGGCGACCUCUCUUUUCCGGAUUAUGACUUUGCUAGUGGCAGCCAUUUUGGUGCCAUAAAGCAGAAUGGCAUAGCAAAACAGAUAGAGGGGCACUUUUGCAGCUACCUGAUCUGUCUCGAGUUCAGUCUUGUCGAUGUCUGUUGCUGUAUUAAGUCAUUGAGAUAAGCCGAGGACUAAAUAUUUUUCAAAGCUACCCCUUUUUCUAGUCAUUGAGAUAAGCCGAGGACUAAAUAUUUUUCAAAGCUACCCCUUUUUCUAGUCAUUGAGAUAAGCCGAGGACUAAAUAUUUUUCAAAGCUACUCCUUUUUCUAGUUUUUGAAAAGGAGUUUUGGGGAUGAAUA
Morus notabilis is the source of this 1546-nucleotide messenger RNA. Its product is annotated as glucan endo-1,3-beta-glucosidase 9. Gene Ontology annotation, biological process: carbohydrate metabolic process. The annotation marks the transcript as partial. Lineage: Eukaryota; Viridiplantae; Streptophyta; Magnoliopsida; Rosales; Moraceae. Gene Ontology annotation, molecular function: hydrolase activity, hydrolyzing O-glycosyl compounds. The transcript has 2 exons. Gene Ontology annotation, cellular component: plasma membrane. The record is from RefSeq and is a predicted model, not a curated record.